Knipowitschia caucasica is the source of this 1890-nucleotide messenger RNA. NCBI's taxonomy places the organism in Eukaryota, Metazoa, Chordata, Actinopteri, Gobiiformes, Gobiidae. The record is from the annotation of a GenBank genome assembly.
AUGGAAAGUGUCAUCACCCAAGUGCAGAAAGAAGACGUCCGAGAAGCGCCGAGCAAAUCAGGGCGGGUGAGCAGGGCGAGUGUGAAGGAGCCUCGCAGCUGUAACCUCUGGAGGGCGCUGUUCUGCUGCCUCCGGCCUCAAGAUGGAGCCAAACCAACGGCCGCACCUCCACAGGCGCCGUCGCUACAGCCGCUGCUACAGGAGCCACAGCCCAACGGGGUCAUCCACAAGGAGCCGGAGCCCAGCCUCCUGCCCGAGAUGAAGGCCCAGGACCAGGGCAAGAUCUGUGUGGUCAUCGACCUGGACGAGACCCUGGUGCACAGCUCCUUCAAGCCGGUGAGUAACGCAGACUUCGUGGUCCCGGUGGAGAUCGAGGGCACCACGCACCAGGUGUACGUGAUGAAGAGGCCGUACGUGGACGAGUUUCUGCAGCGGAUGGGGGAGCUGUUUGAGUGUGUGCUCUUCACUGCCAGUCUGGCCAAGUAUGCAGACCCGGUGACAGACCGUCUGGACCAGUCGGGGGUGUUCCGGGCGCGGCUGUUCCGGGAGUCGUGUGUGUUCCAUCAGGGCUGUUACGUCAAAGACCUGAGUCGUCUGGGCCGAGACCUGAGCAAGACCCUGAUCCUGGACAACUCUCCCGCCUCCUACAUCUUCCACCCCCACAACGCGGUCCCAGUCCUGUCUUGGUUCGAUGACCUGGAGGACGCUGAGCUGCUCAACCUUCUGCCGGUGUUUGAGGAGCUGAGCCAGGCCCAGGACCCACGAGGACCGCAACAGCCACGAGGACCGCAACAGCCACGAGGACCGCAACAGCCACGAGGACCGCAACAGCCACGAGAGGACCGCAACAGCCACGAGGACCGCAACAGCCACGAGGACCGCAACAGCCACGAGGACCGCAACAGCCACGAGGACCGCAACAGCCACGAGGACCGCAACAGCCACGAGGACCGCAACAGCCACGAGGACCGCAGCAGCCACGAGGACCGCAACAGCCACGAGGACCGCAACAGCCACGAGGACCGCAACAGCCACGAGGACCGCAACAGCCACGAGGACCGCAACAGCCACGAGGACCGCAACAGCCACGAGGACCGCAACAGCCACGAGGACCGCAACAGCCACGAGGACCGCAACAGCCACGAGGACCGCAACAGCCACGAGGACCGCAACAGCCACGAGGACCGCAACAGCCACGAGGACCGCAACAGCCACGAGGACCGCAACAGCCACGAGGACCGCAACAGCCACGAGGACCGCAACAGCCACGAGGACCGCAACAGCCACGAGGACCGCAACAGCCACGAGGACCGCAACAGCCACGAGGACCGCAACAGCCACGAGGACCGCAGCAGCCACGAGGACCGCAGCAGCCACGAGGACCGCAACAGCCACGAGGACCGCAACAGCCACGAGGACCGCAACAGCCACGAGGACCGCAACAGCCACGAGGACCGCAACAGCCACGAGGACCGCAACAGCCACGAGGACCGCAACAGCCACGAGGACCGCAACAGCCACGAGGACCGCAACAGCCACGAGGACCGCAACAGCCACGAGGACCGCAACAGCCACGAGGACCGCAACAGCCACGAGGACCGCAACAGCCACGAGGACCGCAACAGCCACGAGGACCGCAACAGCCACGAGGACCGCAACAGCCACGAGGACCGCAACAGCCACGAGGACCGCAACAGCCACGAGGACCGCAACAGCCACGAGGACCGCAACAGCCACGAGGACCGCAACAGCCACGAGGACCGCAGCAGCCACGAGGACCGCAGCAGCCACGAGGACCGCAACAGCCACGAGGACCGCAACAGCCACGAGGACCGCAACAGCCACGAGGACCGCAACAGCCACGAGGACCGCAACACACACUGCGCUUGA